CCCAGCUUCUUCUCCUGCACUUCUUCGUUCGCUUGCUCUUCUUGCUCCAUUGUCGCCGUCGAUCAACAGAUUUCGUCAGAGCUCUCGGUUCCAUGGUCUCCAUUGUUACAGGGUCAAGCUUCGUUGCCUUCAAAUCCGCCGGGAAUCUUUCCGACCGGGAGAACUUUCAGUCCCGGCGAUGGGCUCCCAUUCGUUCUCUCAGAUUCUCUCAUCUCUCUCGUCUUCGGGUUCAGCAAGCGCUUCCGUCUUCUUCAUUCUCGCUUAAUGGCGUAGCGAAGGUUCGUCGUUUAGGGUUGUGUGGUAAGCUUUGUGCGGAGAAAGGAGAUGGAAGAAGCGACGGUGUAGCGGAGGAAACGGAGAGACUGGCUAGAGGAGAGAGCACGAUGCCUGACAGGUUCAGGUAUUUGACCAAAGAAGCUCCCGAUCCAACCGUUCGGUGGCCUUGGUUUGUGGCACUAGCGUUUCUUGUGUAUUCAUGGAGAGCUGUCUUGUUUGAACUAUCCAACUGGAGAAAAGCCGCUCUAACCAUACUCAGGAUUCUGGGAGACCUUCUGAAACUUGGCUUGGCCCUUGUCUUCCACUUCAUUGGCGACCCAAUCACAUCCCUCAUCAGUUUCAUCGAGACUGCAAUGUACAGCAUCCGGGCCUUCUACUCUGGCAUUGUGGCUUACACCCCUAUCAGAGAGUUGACCACUGUUGUCCUGCUUGCAUCAUCAGUCCUAGCUGUAGGAGAGGCCAUUGCUCCCAACUCUAUCAGCAGCCAACCAUACGUCCUAACUGUUGCGGGCUUGAUUGGCUAUGCCGCCGUUCAGAGCUACAUCUCCGAGCCAUUCUUCUGGACUCUCUUACUGGGUCUGUAUGGCUUCUCGCGUUUGAUCAAGAAGCGAGGCCAUGUCACUUCUGCUCUUCCAUCAGCUGCCGUUCUAGCUGCAGUAGGAGAACCAUGGGUGCGAGUCAUGGCCAUGGCCGGGUAUCUGGCUCUAGCCAUGUAUCACAAUUCGAGGAGGCCAUCAGACAGGAAGCUAGAAAGCGAGGGCUCGAAAACUGGUAGGAGUGUUCCAGUGCCAUUGUUGGCUGUUGCAUUGGCCAUGGGUGUGCGUCUUGCUGCGAAAUGGGCCGGAUACAGGCACUUGACAUGGAUGAUAGUAUGACCCUGCAGCUAAAGCACAGAUCUUUUCAUGUGAAGUGGAUGUGUCUUGUGUCUGGUCUCAUCAUCAUCUUAUGUCAGAGUGAGAUCUGGUUCAGUUGUAGUUGUAGAGGCUUGUUUCUGCUUGUGCCGAUGUUUCAUAGAGUGAAAUCAAAUGGAAAAAAAGGGCCAUAACUCCAAGUUAGCAUGGUUCAUAUUUCUCCUAAUAUUUUGCUUGUCGACAAAUAAAAAUCCAAUUUUUAUGA
This is a messenger RNA of Tarenaya hassleriana, 1392 nucleotides long. RefSeq lists its product as uncharacterized. The record is from RefSeq and is a predicted model, not a curated record. Bases 93 to 1151 code for a protein of 352 amino acids. NCBI's taxonomy places the organism in Eukaryota, Viridiplantae, Streptophyta, Magnoliopsida, Brassicales, Cleomaceae. The transcript has 2 exons.